CCACUCCGAUUACUGCAAAAUUGGUGACGAAAAGUACGUAACAAGUAAGUACUCCACUGACGAAACAAAACAAACAAGUUGAUAACAGAGAAUACGCUUAUCUUCGGAGGGGAUCAUUAUUUUCAAAACGAUCAAAUCAAAUUUUUUGAAUGUGAUUUAUAUCACAAAAAGAACUUUGUGAGAGCAACAACAGCUGACUCAGAAGAUUAACCGGAAGAAGCAGAUUGUUGAUGUACCUUGUCCCACUCUGGAAAUCGGACUUUUCAACAAGUAAAAAUAGAACAGGAGAAUGCAGAGAGAAUAUGGAGUCAGUAAGAGAUGACAGAGGUACAUCCAUCUCAUGGAGACCUGGAUACAUCCCAAGGUUUAUCUGUUGUACAGAUGUCCAUGAAUACACCUAUCCAAGUACAGUCUGUUAUACACCCAAAUCAACCCUCAGUCAUUCAAACAGCUGGACCUAAUGUACAGACUAUACAGGUCGUAAGGGUAGCUCCAGUAGAUGAUGAAUUGACAGAAGACCCAGAAGGAAAGAAAAGACGAGAAAUUUUGUCAAGGAGACCAUCAUAUAGGAAAAUUUUAAAUGAAUUAUCAUCACCAGUGCAACCUAAGAUUGAAGAAGAAUCAAACAGUAGCCUAAGUCAGGAUGGAGAUAGUCAAGACGGAGCUACAAAUCUUACUACAAAUAGUCACUUGUAUCAGCAAGUUACUGCAGGAGGGAUUCAGAUAACCUCAAAUCCUGACGGACAGACAUCAGUAUCCCCAGGGUUACAAACAUUUACCAUGUCUAAUGCUAGUCCUACAACAUCAUCAACAACACAGGGUGCUACCAUUGUACAGUAUGCACAAGGGCCUGAUGGACAAUUUUAUAUUCCAGGUACUGUACAAGCUUACCAGAUAGCCUCUGGUGGUCUACCUCAAGGUGUUGUUAUGGCAACAACGGGAAGUCCUCUAACAGGAUCAUCAUCAUUAUCUGAGGAGGCCUCUAGGAAAAGGGAAUUAAGACUAUUAAAAAACAGGGAAGCAGCAAGAGAAUGUCGACUUAAGAAAAAGGAAUAUGUCAAGUGUUUAGAAAACAGAGUGGCAGUGUUAGAAAAUCAAAAUAAAACAUUAAUUGAAGAAUUGAAGGCACUGAAAGAACUAUACUGUGAAAAAGAAGGCUGAAGUGAUCAAUCAAUUCAAUUGUCAGAGUUGUCAGCACUCUUCAAAAGGCAUUAAAGCUUGGAGGGUUAAUAUGGACUUAUCAUGUUUGGUGCGAAACUUGUGUGAUUCAAGUCACAUGAUACAGUUGUUGCUUGGACUCAGUAUAUCAGCAGUAACUUUGACAUAUGCUGAACUUUUAUUGUCAUCAGUUUUAUGUAGUAUUGCAACAUUGUUAUACAUUUAAAGACCGAAAUAAGAUGUACUAGAUAGAAAGUUAUCACUGGAAACUGACUGACUUUAUUAUAGAUUGUUCAGAGCUCAUUUAUUGAAAUGCAGGUACUUGGUUAUGUUGGUGGCAAUUAUUUUGUGCUUACUACCUAAUUUAUGUACAUACACUUUUCCAUUGAUACUUAAGUACUUAAUUUUAGGCUUGGUUAUAGUCUUAGCUCAGGCAGCUAUUUGUCAACUAUUCAUGAAAUAUCUGUUCAAUUAUAGACAAUGAUAGAGAUUUUAAACAAUCUGUAAUAAAGGUUAACACUGGG
This is a messenger RNA of Mytilus trossulus (common blue mussel), 1682 nucleotides long. Its product is annotated as cAMP-responsive element modulator-like. The transcript is spliced from 7 exons. The record is from RefSeq and is a predicted model, not a curated record. NCBI's taxonomy places the organism in Eukaryota, Metazoa, Mollusca, Bivalvia, Mytilida, Mytilidae. Gene Ontology annotation, cellular component: transcription regulator complex; nucleus. Gene Ontology annotation, biological process: regulation of transcription by RNA polymerase II. Gene Ontology annotation, molecular function: RNA polymerase II cis-regulatory region sequence-specific DNA binding; DNA-binding transcription factor activity, RNA polymerase II-specific; protein binding. The coding region runs from base 319 to 1161 and encodes 280 amino acids.